Molecule: messenger RNA, 1932 nt
Organism: Cajanus cajan (pigeon pea)
Lineage: Eukaryota; Viridiplantae; Streptophyta; Magnoliopsida; Fabales; Fabaceae
Product: putative serine/threonine-protein kinase PBL19
Biological process (GO): protein phosphorylation
Molecular function (GO): protein kinase activity; ATP binding
Source: RefSeq, a predicted model, not a curated record
AGCAAUCCGUCCAAGGCUUGGUCAAUGCAUUCAUCUUUUUUCUCUUCAAAGUUCAAAAACAGAAACUGGACAAGCAAGCUGGCUAGCCUUUGGUCAACCAAUCAAUGAAAAAGGACAACUUUCGGAAAACUUUCUUAAUUACUUCUUUGAUAUCCGUGAGAGAGAGAACUAAAAGAAAAAUCAACAUUUGUGGAUGUGAAACUUCUCUUGUUUUCCUGCAAAGUUUAAGCUUCUCGAACUUCUGCUGUUGGCUAGCCUAACCAUGCCUCUCUGUGUUUUCACCUGUUGAUCAAAGACUGCAUAAGAAUUAUAGCUAACUGUUUAUGCAAUGAAGUGCUUUUACUAUUUCAAAGACAAAUAUAGGAACAAGAAGCAAAGGUCAGCACCUGAACUGAAAGAGCAAGAGAAACUCGAGUUUUCAGGGGCUGAAAGGGUCACCAAGUCCUCAUGCUCAUCUGCAUCGCCUCGCGGUAUACCGGAUCUGUACGUGGAGAAGGGUCACAAUUUGAGGGUGUUCUCCUUCACAGAGCUCAAGCGUGCGACAAGUGAUUUCAGCAGGCUUCUUAAGAUAGGAGAAGGUGGAUUUGGAACUGUGUUUAAAGGUUCAAUCAAGCCUGUUGAUGGGAGUGGGAAUUCUGUUUUAGUUGCCAUCAAAAGGCUUAACAAGGAUGGAUUACAGGGUCAUAAGCAAUGGUUGACCGAAGUUCAGUUUCUUGGUGUUGUGGAACACCCAAAUCUUGUCAAGCUUAUUGGAUACUGUGCUCUGGAUGAUGAAAGAGGGAUCCAGAGACUACUUGUGUAUGAAUACAUGCCAAACAGAAGCUUAGAGUAUCACCUUUUCAAUAAAGCAUGUGAUCCUCUUCCUUGGAAAACAAGACUUGAAAUAGCACUUGGAGCAGCUCAAGGGUUAACUUAUCUGCACGAAGAAUUAGAAAUUCAGGUGAUAUAUCGAGAUUUUAAAGCUUCAAACGUAUUACUGGAUGAAAACUUCAAGCCAAAGCUUUCUGAUUUUGGACUUGCUAGGGAGGGACCAGUAGCUGGUGAUACUCAUGUUUCAACAGCUGUAAUGGGAACAUAUGGCUAUGCUGCUCCUGAUUACAUUGAGACAGGACAUCUCACUGCCAAGAGUGAUGUGUGGAGUUUUGGCGUGGUGUUAUAUGAAAUACUCACUGGUAGGCGUUCAAUGGAAAGAAACAGACCCAAAACAGAGAAAAAACUAUUGGAGUGGGUUAAGCAAUACCCUUCUGACAGCAAAAGGUUUGACACUAUAAUCGAUCCACGACUACUUGAAGGACAAUAUUCCAUUGGAGGAAUGCGAAAACUUGCCAAACUUGCGGAUCAUUGCCUGCGUAAGAGUGCAAAAGAUAGGCCAACAAUGAGUCAGGUGGUAGAGAGAUUGAAGCAGAUAAUCCAAGACUCUGAUGAAGAACAACACCCUGCAGAUGAUAAAGAUAUUGAGGUGUCUGAAAAUGAUCCGGUUGAGCCUGAAGAAAAAUCAAAUGAUUCAGGCUCUUCAGAGUUAUGGAAAAAGAGGAUGGAACAUCUUGCUAAACUUGGUGAAAGUGUGGAGAGUGCUAGUAGAAGAAGAUUUAUGAUCUUGCAGAGAGCCAAUGUCUCUUCAUAGUUUCAUUCUGCCUCAGAGUACUUGGGAUCAUGGUCCAUUAUGGGAGAAAUUAUUAUACCAAAUCAUGUGGCCUCAAAUCUCCAUCUGAUAUGUUAUCAACUCUUUCAUAAAUCAAGAAAAUGUGGUUGUGUUAUACAAUAGGGACAAUUUACAUAGUUGUUUUUCGAUUAGAAUUAAAGUUUCAUCUUGAUAAUAUGUAUUUAUAUAUAAUGUACACUUCAGUGAUAUUUAUUUAUGUAUAUUAUUGAAUUGGAACUCUAAUUCUAACCGAGAAAUAACACCAACAGGACUUAGGACUUACAGUAUUA